Molecule: messenger RNA, 921 nt
Organism: Naegleria lovaniensis
Lineage: Eukaryota; Heterolobosea; Eutetramitea; Acrasida; Naegleriidae
Exons: 1
Coding region: 1-921 (306 amino acids)
Source: RefSeq, a predicted model, not a curated record
AUGCCACCACCAUCCUUCGCAUCUGGAUUCCACUACUACCAACGUUUUGGUACUUCUAAAGAACGUCCUGCUGGACCUUUAUUGAAUGUAUCACCCCAACGAAUGUGUUUCCCUAAUGAUUUUCCAGUUCGAUCUCAACCAUCCAUGACAACCUCAACAAGAAUAACAAAUAGAACGUCCAAGCAAUUAGCACCACCUGAUAUCAAGUUACUAUUACCUCCACCUUCACCACAUCUUUCAACACUCUUGUUGAUGAAUUCAAUGUGUUCUACAGACUCCACGGAUGGGCCAGAAGAAGGAUGGCAGGUGUCUCAUGCUGACCAAAAUUGUUCGAAAACAGUAAGAGCUGAAAUCGUGCGUAACACUCCCACCUCACGAUUACAAAUAGAAAAGAGUGGUUCUGAUCGAGAGGUGUCUCCUGUCCUCGAUGUGCCAAAUGUCAUUCUUCUUCGAGAAAGUUGUAGUCGUUAUUCAGAGUCGUCGACCACUUCUUCCAGUGGAGGUGGAGGUGGUGGUAUUUCGAAAUCACACAAAAUGAAACAAUUCACACCCAACAACAACUGUAAACACAACAAAACUGCUACAGCACCAUCAUUGUCUCACCAACCAACCUCAAUCACUUUUCACAAUCCACGAAAAACUCAUUAUGCCAAACGUAAACGAACCUGUAAUUCCAUCACCAAAGAAGAAUUACUCUCCGUGCUUCAUCUUUCACAAACACAAGCAUGUCAAGUUCUUGGAUGUAGUGUCUCGACGGUGAAACGACGAUUCUAUGAUUUGAAAGAUGAAAUUGGAAUUUCACAUUGGCCAAAAGAUUAUUUUGAAUUGGCCAUUCAUAAUAAGAAGGUUUUUCAAAAAAUUUAUCCCAUGUCGUUGAGUUUUAUAUUGAAUCCAGAACAAGAACAACAAUCAAUGGAAUAA